AAAUUGUCAGACCACAGGAGCAGCUUUAUCUUGUUUAUUUUUCUGACCUCGCUUCCAACCCGGCCUUCCAUAGUAAUGAUUCUGUAGGCAUCACCUCCUCUUUCUCUCCCUUUCAAAACCCUUUUCUCAAGGUCUUUAAAACGAAAACCCUCCCUCUCUCUCUCUUUCCCUGCGUAUGUAAAAUUUUGUUUCUCUCAGACGCGGUGCAGAAAGUUUUGUGGUCUCGGAUCCCGAUAUACGGCUUCUCUCUCGAUCUCUCUUACACCAUUAACGAUAAAACUGUCUGCUUCUUGUUCUCUCUCCGAAACACAAACAAUUACUAACACCGCAGAGUAUCUUUCAAACACAAGGGCCUCUAUUGUGGUCCUCGACCCUCGAACACGUACCCCCACCUUUCCUCUAUAUAACCCUCUUCUCUCCCCUUUAAUUGUUUCUAUCAAACAUUUCAAACUUCUUUUGCUCCAUAUUCAUCCAUUAUUAACCCUCCCUUAGUACCUUCGACUAUCAUACACGCACCUCGUUUAGUCUUAUGGAUAUAGACCUCCAAGAAACGAGCCUGGGAAUGAUAGGUGGCGGCGGUGCCGGUGGUAGUAGCGGUGGUUUAAAUGGUGAAGUUGGGGUUUCCGGCGAGCACCAACGCCAACUUAAGGAGGAGAUAGCCACUCACCCACUUUACGAGCAGCUUCUGGCGGCCCAUGUGUCGUGCCUUCGGGUUGCCACGCCAAUUGAUCAGUUGCCGUUGAUCGACGCGCAGCUAGCGCAGUCUCACCAUCUUUUGCGGUCUUAUGCCUCGCAACGAAGCCAUUCCCUCUCUCCCCAUGAGCGUCAAGAGCUCGACAACUUCUUGGCACAAUAUUUGCUAGUUUUGUGCAGCUUCAAAGAACAACUUCAACAACAUGUCCGAGUCCACGCCGUUGAGGCUGUCGUGGCCUGCCGGGAAAUCGAAAAUACCUUACAGGCGCUCACCGGAAUGAACCUGGGUGAAGGUACGGGUGCAACAAUGUCAGAUGAUGAGGAUGAUCUGCAGAUGGAUUUUUCUUUAGAUCAUUCUGGUGGUGAUGGGCAUGACAUGAUGGGAUUUGGUCCACUGCUUCCAACAGAAUCUGAAAGGUCACUGAUGGAGAGAGUUCGGCAGGAAUUGAAGGUUGAACUGAAGCAGGGUUUUAAGUCAAGAAUUGAAGAUGUAAGAGAGGAGAUAUUAAGAAAAAGAAGGGCUGGGAAAUUACCAGGUGACACAACUAGUGUGUUGAAAAACUGGUGGCAGCAACACUCAAAAUGGCCUUACCCAACUGAAGAUGACAAGGCCAAACUUGUAGAGGAGACAGGCUUGCAGCUGAAGCAAAUCAACAACUGGUUCAUCAACCAAAGAAAGCGAAACUGGCACAGCAACUCUCAGUCGGUGACUUCUUUGAAGUCCAAGCGCAAAAGGUAGAGAAAUAUCAUGAUCAUCAAUCUGACGCACUGAUCCAAAUCAGCAAUCAAUCAAUCAAGAAGGACCACCGACCGACCAACUUACUUUAUGUCAAUACAUAGCUGUUUCUUGACUAGGCCUUGGUAAAUAGUCAAGCUGACUGAUGAUCUAUCUGUACGUACGUGGAAUUAAUGGAUGAAGCUGGAAACUUGGGAAGUUAGUUUAAGUACUACUUCAAAACCAGGCACAUGAGAGAAAUGAAUACAAUACAAUAGAUGGUACUCAUGUUUAAAUAGCUUGCUAGCUAAUAUAUCAUGAUCAGGUUGUAACUAAUUCAUGGGUUUUGACAGGGUAAAGAUCCCUUUUGCUUGUA
This is a messenger RNA of Juglans microcarpa x Juglans regia, 1784 nucleotides long. Its product is annotated as homeobox protein HD1-like. Bases 530 to 1432 code for a protein of 300 amino acids. Gene Ontology annotation, molecular function: DNA binding. Gene Ontology annotation, cellular component: nucleus. NCBI's taxonomy places the organism in Eukaryota, Viridiplantae, Streptophyta, Magnoliopsida, Fagales, Juglandaceae. The transcript is spliced from 5 exons. The record is from RefSeq and is a predicted model, not a curated record. Gene Ontology annotation, biological process: regulation of DNA-templated transcription.